This is a messenger RNA of Paramuricea clavata, 1044 nucleotides long. The record is from the annotation of a GenBank genome assembly. Lineage: Eukaryota; Metazoa; Cnidaria; Anthozoa; Malacalcyonacea; Plexauridae.
AUGGCGGACGACAAAUACAUUGAGAAACUGUCUGUGUCAGAUAUUUUUAAGAAUUUGCUAUCUUGUAGUGACGAACAAAGUAUUUUAGAGAAAACAAUACACGUCUAUGAUGCUAAAGAACUUCAAACUGGCUGGCAAACUGUGAUUUGUAAUGUAAAAUAUAUUGCUUGUCCCACAGGAGAAAGGCGAGCCGAGCAAGCCAGUCCGUCGGUGAAAAGUGAGUCGUCAAAGAAACGAAACAAGAAAGUUAAAGCAACGGAAGAGCACGAGAAUGAUUAUAAAUAUGAUAAAUGUAAAAGUUUAGGGGUGCUUUCAUACGAUGUGCCAUCAUGGAGAACUAUUAUUGAUCCUGAAACUUGUACAUAUAUACAACGUCCGCAUCCAUGUUUAUAUUUCACAGCCACAGCUGGAGUCGGUGAUUUGAGAAGAUUAACUUUUGUUGAUCCGGCUGGGGUGUUAGAUCAACAUUUAGGCGGGUUUGUACAACGACAGCGAGCAAGAAACGGAUUUCAAACUGGUUUUGGUAGAUUAAAUAAUGCACUUUUACAAAAUGAUUCAAAUGUAGAAAUUAAUGUGAAGCAUUAUAAUCGACUUCAAAUGCCACUAAAUCACUUAAAACCACUAGUGGAAGAAAAAUCUGAAUUCUGGCCUGAUAACCUUGUUACCACCAGUGAACCAAAGCCACAAAUUCUGAAGCCAUUACCUAUAACAAGCUGGAAAGGCAAUCUUCAAACAUCGUCAAUUACACUAACGACUAAAAAUCUUCCUCCUGUACUAUUACCAAACAAAUGUUCGACAAUCGACAGAAAAACUGGUCGGAUACACCGUGAUAUCCUGCAUAGUCAAAAAAUAAAACUUGCACCAUUUAAACCACCUGUCACACCAGUCAAGUAUGUUCAACCAAACAGAAAACAAAAACAGAAAUUAAACUGGCUACCUAUUACCACCACAUCAGCAUGCUUAUCAAGAAACACUGGCCAAUCAGAAGUUGCAAAACCAGCAUGGUCAAAGAUGGUAGUACUGUCACAUGACCCUAUUAAUUAA